Uloborus diversus is the source of this 4361-nucleotide messenger RNA. Its product is annotated as arginine/serine-rich protein PNISR-like. The record is from RefSeq and is a predicted model, not a curated record. Bases 206 to 2542 code for a protein of 778 amino acids. NCBI's taxonomy places the organism in Eukaryota, Metazoa, Arthropoda, Arachnida, Araneae, Uloboridae. The transcript is spliced from 12 exons. Gene Ontology annotation, cellular component: presynaptic active zone; nuclear speck. Gene Ontology annotation, molecular function: RNA binding.
UGCGGUGUAUGAUGAAUAGAAAACUAAAAAGUCUCAAAUUAUGUCAAAAUAAAUGAUUUGGGAACUUUGUUUACAUUUUAUCCUCACCAGCUUGAACUGCAUAAAAGAGUGAAAUCGUUCCCCUGCUCCUGAUUUUCUUGCAUAGCUAAGUUUUAACGUUUUUUUAUCUUUUCUGAAAGCUUCAUUGCUCAUUCUUCCAUUCAUAAUGUGGGGUACUCAAGGUUGGAAUCAAUGGGCAUUGCAACCUGCAAUGUUUAACGAUGUGCCACACGAACAAAUUGAUUGGGCUGCUUUAGCCAAACAAUGGAUCCAGAUGCAGCAAUCUCCGACGGACGGGCCAUCGACUGCCCCUCCACCUGUUACAAUGAAUGCUCCCAUUCCUACACCUGCUCCUGUCAUGUUACCUUCAGGGCAUAUUCCAAUGUUACCCCCAGAAGAAAAUAAUAUCCCUUUGCUCAAAACUCCUGUACCUUCUGGAGGGCUGCAGGAACCUUUUCCCCCAGAAAGGCACUUUGAAGGUGAACCAGGUCCAUUUUUGCCUAAAACAGUUGAUAAUACUUUUUGGAAUAAACCUCAGUGGGAGUCUAAUACAGUUGGUGAUGUUGAUGACAGAGUUUGGCCAGCACCAGCCGUUGAACCUGCAGCACCUCUAUUAGCUGGGAAAGAGACUUUUGAUUAUGGUCAUAUGCAUGAUAAUCCACCCUUAGCAAUGCAAUCUAUUGAUUAUAAUCACAUGUCCGAUUUCCCUCCGUAUAAUCAGUGUUUAAUAGAUUUUAGGUAUCCCAAAAAAGAAAGAAAAAAAGAAAAAAUAUUGAAUAUAAAGAAGAUGAAAGGAAUACAAGUGCCUGGCUAUCCUCCUGAGAACCAAUAUGAUCAGUAUUGGUCUCAGGUUAAUGCUGCUCCUACUAUUUCGCCUAUAUUUUUGAAAAAAGAACGUAGCAAUGCUAAUCUUCCCGUUGAAGAAGAUACAUCUCAAAUAGAUGCUGCAAAAAGGAAACAGUUACCUGCAUGGAUUAGAGACGGCUUAGAGAAAAUGGAGCAAGAGCGUUUAAAGCGUUUAGAAAAAGAAAGAGCUGCCAAAGAAAAAGCUGAAACAUUGGCUAAAAAAGAAUCCCUCAAAAAAGAAUUGAACCCUGAUGAUUCAUCUAUGUUAAUUCCUUCUAAAUCAAAGUUUGAAAGUGAUAGUGAUGUAGAAGCAGAUGAAGAAACCGAUACCUACACAGAUGUCAAACCAUUGCCAGUACCGAAACGUGUUCCAUCCCCCGUUGAAGAUACCAGAACUGAAGAAGAGAAAAAACAAGACAUGAUGCUAAAAGUACGUCGGAUGUUGACAGAAAUACUGCUUUCUGUUACAAAUGCAGAAAUACGUGCUAUCGCUCAAGAGGUUUACAGAAAAGCAGUAUCUAAAGCUCCAGCUCGUCAGCUGGCCUCAUCGGCGUCACUGACUUCUGUAGCAACUGGAUUACAUGGUCUUGCCAGCUAUGGGACUGAAAGUGAGGCCAGUGAAGAUGAAGAGGAGAUUGAAGCAUCAGAUUCUGAUGGAGAACUGUACCGAAAGAUGAAGGAAAAGAAGAAGCUUUUUGCUCUCAAAGAGAAAAAGAUUAUUGCCGAGUUGGAACGGCAAGAACUAGAUGAACAUACUGAACAAGGGAAAAUAAGAAAUGAAAAACCUGAGCCAAACUCUACAGAUGUAGAAAAAAAUUCAAAGCAAAUUCCUGAUCCUGAAGCCUUGCCCGAAACAAAGUUUGACACUAAAACUGAUGUCAUUCCUUUUUUGGAAGCCUCGACAGAGCUUGCUUCAGAUGAAAUCCCAUUUAUAAAAAAUGACUCCAGUGAGGUAAGAAAUGAUGCAAAAAAAUCCAAGGAAUCAGAUGGCAAAGCACCUGUUAAAUCAAAAAAAAGUGAAGCUGCGGACUCGCAUACUUCAGAUUCUUCAUCCAGCUCUUCAGAGACUGGAACCGGAUCCGAUGAAUCUGUAAAAAAGAAGCGACGACGUUCACGGGAAAGCAGGUCCCGGAAGUCUAAAAAACGAAGUAAAAGCCCGUCAAAACAAAGCAGCAGACACAGGCGGGGCAGGAGCAGAGACAGUGACAGCCCUGAUAGAUCCAAAAAAAGUGGUCAUGAUGAGAAAUCUAAAAGUAGCUCUAAAAAGAAAAAGAAAUACAAAAGGAGUGACAGUAGUAGUAGCUCAAGUAGCGCAACUAGGAAACACAAGCAUCGCUCUAAAUAUGAUUCUAAUCACAGUCAUAGGGAGAGAAGAAGUCGUAGUUAUGAUGAUCGUGAUAGGAAAAGCAGACGUAGUGGUAGUUCUUCCAGGACUUAUCAUAAAAGUGACUCUUAUUCAUCUAAAUCAUCUAAGUAUGGUGAUGGGGAUAAAUAUGACAGGAGACAUAAAGAUGAGAGAAAGUAUAGAGAUCACAGAAGAACUCCUUCACCUCAUCACCGAUCAUCAAAAUUACCCAAAAAAUAUCGUUCAAGUAGAUCUCCCAGUUCUGAAAGUGAAUACUAUAGUAAAAAGUCAAAAAAAUCACGAAAUCGUUGAUGUACAAAUAAUAGUCUUUGCUGAAUGUAAAAUAUUCAUUCAUAAUUCUACUUGAUACUUAGGAUAUCAAUCUUUGUAAAGUCAAAACUUGUUUGUCUUGUUUGUUUUCCCUAUAUUUGUUCUACAACACAUAUAUUUUUAGUUGAACGUUUUAAGUAGAAUGCGUAGGUUUUUCUUCUGAUGACGCCCUAAAAGCCAAAGAAAAUCUUUUGCUUUUGAAACAUCCAAUGUUCUCAGAAAAUUAUGGAAAAAUGAAAUCUUUGUGCAAAAUAAACUUGAAAUAUUGUUUUUAAAUCUGGAAAGAGGACAAUUUUUUAGGCCUACUUUAAAUUAUUUGGUGAUUUUAUGGUCUAAGUUUGCAUGGUUUUAGUGUUUCUAAUGCUAUUUGUUUUAGUUAUACUUAAUCUUUGUAUCCCUUUUUCCCUACCACUCAGUAUAAUUUCUUUUUCAACAAACCUUUUUUUCUUUUUUCUUAAUAACAAUAUAGAAUGAAAUCUGUUCUGCAUAUAAAUUUCUUUUUUUUAUUUACUUCACUUUAAAAAAAAAAUUUAAUUUUUAUUAGUAAUGCAUUAUUUAAAAAACUAAUAACUUUCAUCGUAAUUUUUUAUAGUAAUUUAUUUGAUUUUGUGUUUCAACAUUAUGUCAUUACUAAUUGCUUAUAGUCGAAAAAUUUAUUUUCUCCCCCCCCCCCUUUGGGAGUGGGUGUUGGUAGUAUGUAUUUAGACUAACUUUCUAUAAAUUUAAUGUUUAUUUAUUAACUUGAGAAAAAAAGAACUAAUUAAUGUCUUAUGAAUCAUCUAGGAAAACAAGUCAAAUUCAUUAUUUUUUCCUUCUGAAAAUAUUUCAUUCUUUCAAUAUUCGGUAUAAUGGUUCUACUUUCUCUGUUGUUUCAUUUGGCCUUUUGAUUUUUCUUCCUCCCCCCCCCCCCCCCCCAAUAAUCAUUCAAGAUUCUUUUAAAAUGAAAAAAAUAUCCUGUGCCCCAUAUUCUUAAAAACUUGCCUAUACCCAUAUAUAGAUAUAGAUUUAUAGGCUAUUCUAUACCAGUACUCACAAGUUCACCAACUGCUUAAGUAAAUUCAGAUUUUUUUUUUUUUUUUACACCUUCUAUGUGUGUAUUCAACAUGAAAACUGCAAUAAUCAGUAUGUUGCCUCAGGGAAAAUUUGCAAAAUAUUUGAAGCCAAUUUUUUUAAGAAUAAAAUAUCAAUUGGCAAGCAAAUAUUUUCAGAGCAUAAUAACAAGAGUAUUUAUUAAUAAUCUUGUGUUUUCAUGUGAAAAUUAUCAACUGUAUUUUUUUACAUCAGUGAUGUGUUAAGUGCAUCCUUAUUAUUCAAAUUAUAAGUGGCUUUAGACAAUUUGAAAUAUAUACUUUUCAAAUACUGUUGCAUAUAUUCUUAAUUCCAGUCUAAAUAUUUACUGAAUUCUGCAAAGUGAAAGGUAAGAAAAAUCAUUGAAUCCUUUGUUAUAAAUUUUAGAGUUAUUUUCAAAAUAUCCUGUAUUUUGUGCAAUAUAAGUACCAAGUAAUAAUUUAGAUAUCAAGAAUGAGGGGCUUUCACUAAUGGAUAAUUCUGAUUUUUUUUUAAAGAUAGCCGAGUUCUGUGUGGCAUUUUACCAUGCUAUUACAAGCCAAGUCCUUAGUUUACAUACUGUUUAGUAUUAAAACUAUAGACAUGGCUUACUAAGCAGUGAACGCUUUGCUGGAUCUUCUGCAUUAACUGUCCGUUAGGGAGAUGCAAGCAUAGAAGCAACAAGAUACUGAUUUUUAGCUGCCCCCCUCCCCCCAACCAAUGCUAAACUUCCAGAAAUGUUUUUUUAAAUUAC